AUGGCCUCAGAGAACCCAAAUCUGCCACCUUCGGCAGCAACUGAGGCUGUUCUGGUGCCGUCUGAUGAACUUCCCAAAGAUGCACAAAAGGUCGAAGAGAUUGAUUUCAAUGCAUUCAAGGGAAAGCCAAUUACCGUGGAAGAUAUGCUUGAAAACAUGAAGCAUAUGGGUUUCCAAGCAAGCGCAAUGGGUGAUGCUGUGCGCAUUAUCAACAACAUGCGGGCGUGGCGAGGCCCCGAGGGCGAAAAGACGACUAUAUUCCUGGGGUAUACCUCGAACAUGAUUUCGUCAGGCCUGCGUGGAGUCUUUCGCUAUCUGGUUGAGCACAAGCAUGUCGACUGCAUUGUCACAACGGCCGGCGGCAUCGAGGAGGACUUUAUCAAAUGUCUCGGAGACACAUACAUGUCUUCUUUCAGUGCCCCAGGAGCCGAGCUGAGGUCGAAAGGCCUAAACCGUAUAGGCAAUCUCAUGGUGCCAAAUGCCAACUACUGUGCUUUUGAAGAUUGGGUCAUGCCUAUCCUGGACAAGAUGCUGGAGGAACAGGAGGCAACAAAGGGUACCGAUGAUGAAAUCAACUGGACACCAUCCAAGGUGAUACACCGACUCGGAAAGGAGAUCAAUGAUGAGCGUUCCGUCUACUACUGGGCCUACAAAAAUGACAUCCCAGUUUUCUGCCCGGCCUUGACAGAUGGCAGUCUCGGCGACAUGCUCUACUUCCACACCUACAAGGCCUCCCCACAACAUUUCAAGAUUGAUAUUGUCGAGGAUAUCCGGCGUAUCAACACCAUCGCCGUGCGCGCAAAACGGACCGGUAUGAUCAUCCUCGGUGGUGGGGUAGUCAAGCACCACAUCGCCAACGCCAACUUGAUGCGCAACGGUGCCGAGUAUGCAGUAUACAUCAAUACUGCUCAGGAAUUCGACGGAAGUGAUGCGGGUGCGCGACCCGACGAAGCUAUAUCGUGGGGAAAGAUCAAAGUCAACGCAGAAUAUGUCAAGGUCUACCUUGAAGCUUCAGCUUGCUUUCCUAUGAUAGUGGCUAGCACUUUUGCCAAAGAGAACUAA
Pestalotiopsis fici W106-1 is the source of this 1062-nucleotide messenger RNA. Its product is annotated as Deoxyhypusine synthase. Gene Ontology annotation, cellular component: cytoplasm. NCBI's taxonomy places the organism in Eukaryota, Fungi, Ascomycota, Sordariomycetes, Amphisphaeriales, Sporocadaceae. The record is from RefSeq and is a predicted model, not a curated record. Gene Ontology annotation, biological process: peptidyl-hypusine biosynthetic process. The transcript has 2 exons. The coding region runs from base 1 to 1062 and encodes 353 amino acids. Gene Ontology annotation, molecular function: deoxyhypusine synthase activity.